AGGAGCACAAAGGCACAACGGCGUCGUAAAACCGCACCAAGUCUAGAAAUAUGAAAUUCACAACGCGAUAAACAAACUUCCGAGUAAAGCUAAUAAUCCUCAGAACAGCGGUAAUAGUUAUAGAUUUACAGUCAGGAGUGAAACGAAGAUGAAAACAAAAAAAUAUGCCACCACCGAGCCUUCUCAAAGAUGGCUCCGAGAAGGAAAGCAUGGCGCAUGCCCAGAAGUCGCUCCGCGCAUGCGCACAAGCCGUCCUACGCCAAUUUGCGCCAACUCUGUGCAGAGGAUGUGGCGAGCAGGCAUUAUUUUUAUUCCACCCGCAUUUAAACAGGUCCCGCCUCCUGUUACAGGAUUGGCUGGUGGUUUGCACUGACCGAUUGGUUGACUGAAUGCAAGAAUGAAGGUUUAGCCAAUCAGAGCGCAGACGACCUGAUCGUAGUAGCCAAUCAACGCGAAGGAAGGCGGCGGUUUAGUCGGAAUACGGGUGGGGAAAAAAUAACGCGCGAGCAUCAGUGUUGUCGAGUUUGGAUGCAACAGCGUUUAUUCAUGACAACAAUGAUCUCCGCCGUUAUCCGGGACGCUUUCAUGGAGUAAACGGGCGUUUUUAAAGCUCUGGUGUGCAGCUAAAGCUUUGUUUUUUGUCCCGGAGCUGAUGUUUUGUUUGUCGCAUCAUGGACGGGGGCGAUUUGGCGUCUUUAUCCCGCAUCUGUGCUCGCUACGAUCGGAGCAGGAGGAACAGGCGAUACCCAGGCUAGGCCUCAGCUAGGCCAAACACUGCGGCUGGCGGAUUUAUUUAUACAAACUGGCUUCUGCCGCCUGACACCCAGACAGCUGUUUUUGUAGCUGUUGCAGGGCAAAUACAUCUGUUUACUUGGAAGUUACUGUAUUCUGGAAACCAGCGGUUGUUUUGUCUGAUUGGGGCGUUAGAGGACUGUUAGCCCCGCUGCUAUUUAAGAUGGCUAAAUAAUCAGCUAGCAUAACAUUGGCAUUGGAACGAAUAGAGGAAUAUUUUAAACUCAACCCGCAGAGGAUUGUUUACACGCCGCGUGUGUUUCUCUGAAAGGAGGCUCGUUUUUGGAUAUAUAAAGAUCCCAGACGUUAUUUGUUUGCAAAGGUUACAGGACUUUAAACCCUCUCUUUACAGGAUCCUUAUAAUCGGCUAGCUGGAGUAGCUUAGCCUUAGCCGAUCUGACUGCUAAAGCUCAACUGGGUGAAUGUGGGAUAAAAUGGAGACCCCGACUAUAGUGUACGAUCUGGACACCUCCGGCGGCCUUAUGGAGCAAAUCCAGACGCUGCUCGCGCCGCCGAAGUCGGAAGAAGGUGAGAAACGGAGCCGGAAGUUGGAGAGGAGCAGCAGGAGAGCAGGACGCGCGACCAACCACGACACCUGCGACAGCUGCCGAGAAGGAGGCGACCUGCUGUGCUGCGACCACUGUCCCGCCGCCUUCCACCUGCAGUGCUGUAACCCGCCACUGAGCAGGGAAAUGCUCCCCCCUGGAGACUGGAUGUGCCAUCGCUGCACAGUUCGUAAGAAGAAGCGAGAGCAGAAGAAAGAGCAAAUCAACGGCCUCAUGCAGGCCAAGCAGACUCCGUCCCCUGCCGCCGAGCUGGACCUGGGCACCCUCCGUCUGGAUCCCACCGCUGCUGGCACGGGCCUGCGGGCCGCCGUGGCUCAGGUGCGACUCCUGGAGAGGAGACCGAGCAGCCGUCCGGCCACACCCACCUCCAACGCCUCCUCCACAGACACGCCCACGCCCUCGGAGCACAACGACGUGGAGGAGGACCUGUUGGACGUGGAGGACGAGGCGCAGGGCUCAGAGCCUGAGAGCGGGCCAUCUACGCUCAAGAGGCCCUUUGACUUGCUGAUUGCCGCCGCCAUGCAGAGGAACCCCACGCAGUUCCAGCUACCCAACGACCUCACCUGCACUACCGCACUUCCAGGAACCAGUAAAAAGAGGAGGAAAGAGGAAACGACAGGGAAAAACGUGAAGCGGCCGCAACACGAGCUGGACCACUAUGGGCUCGUCCCACUGCCCGUCAAAGUGUGCUACACCUGCAGCAGGAGCUGUAGGCUGGCUCCGUUGAUCCAGUGCGAUUAUUGCCCCCUCUUGUUCCACAUGGACUGCCUGGACCCUCCGCUCACAGCCAUGCCCACGGGCAGAUGGAUGUGUCCCAAUCAUAUUGAGCACUUGGUGCUGAACCAGCGCAACCUGACUCUUAGCAACCGCUGCCAGCUGUUUGACCGGUUUCAGGACCGCAUAUCCCAGCAUGCCGUGAAAGUGGACUUCCUGCAGCGAAUACACCGUCAGCACCCUCCUACGCGAAGAGCACCUCAUAGUCACGCCAAGAGAACGGUGAAGGUCCCAGAUGCUAUCAAGUCACAGUACCAGAACCCACCUGCGAUGAUGCUGCCCGCUGGAAUCCGGGACGGUGAGCUCAUCUGCUCAGGUGCUUCUGAAGCCUCGCCAUCCAACCACUUAAGCAGCAAUGAAGAGCAACAACAGUGGCUCAGGGACGUGAUCUCGCUCCAGUGUAGCAUCAUGCGCCAUUUGUCUGCCAAGCAGACGUCAUCCUCGCCAUGCGACUCUUCGCAGGCGGAAAAGACGGACCUUAAGGACCCCGACUCCCUGAAUUUGCAUUCUUCCCACAGCAUGGACACGACAGCCUCGGGGAAAACGCCAGAAUCCCUCAGCCUUAACUCAGAGGAGCACAGAGUGUGCAGCUCCUGCGCUGAAAAACCCUGUCAGAACUGCGGCACCAGCAACGGUCCUGUAGAACGGCCGGCCCACACCAACGGCAAACUCGGGCAGGCGUGUUCCACUGCCCCUGAGGACUCGGAUGCACCCCGUUCACACACUCCCUCUGUCCUGGCCCUACCUAAUCAUGCCGGCCCUGCUCUCAUAAAGACUGAAGACUUAAAGUCCUGUGCUGCUACAGAAUCCCUUCCUUCUGCUUGUGUUAAAUCGGAGCCCAGCCCCCCUCACGCUCAAAGGGCUUCCCCAAGGUUGCCAUCCUCUCAUGUGCCAGAUACCAGUGCAAGCUGCCAGGUGUCUUCAGCGCCCUCCUCUGAUGGGAAAUGCAGCGAGGAUGCCGUGGCACAAGGCAAUGGGUCCGACCUGUUAAAUCUGGGAGACUUGUCUAGCUGCUUAAGGAGCAUGAUGAAGGGAACUGGAGACAUAGAGCUGAACACGUUAGAUGAGCGGUUCAUCAAACUCCUGGCGUGGCAGCGGAUCCAGCAGCUCUUCGAACCAAAAGCACUUCCUGUGCAGAGCGAUGCAAAGUUACCUACUAUCCCCUCCUUCACACAGCGAAGCCGGCACACUGAAGCGCAAAAUAAGGAUGUACAGGCCCGAGCGACAUUUUAUCCUCUAUCUGGGAAGGGAGCAGCAGUCAGCAUGUGCUACAGAAGCCUUUACAUUGGAACUGGUGCUGACAUGGACGUGUGCCUUAUGAAUUACGGCCACUGCAAUUACGUAUCGGGAAAACACGCCUGCAUAUUUUAUGAUGAGAAUACAAAGCAGUACGAGUUGCUGAACUACAGUGAGCAUGGGACAACGGUGGACAACGUGCUGUACUCCUGUGACUUCUCAGAGAAAACAGGGCCAAGUCCAUCCAGUGGCCUGGUGUCCAAAGUGCAGAGCAUCAUCCGUCGCUGUAAAAAGAGGAAGCAGGAAGAGGAGAAGGAUGAGGACCAUGGCAAUGUUAGCGGAGUGAUGAGCAGCCAAGCUGUGGACUCGCACCUCCGGCCGUGCGGCUGCAAAGCGAGCGGCUCCAGUCUCAUAGGGGGCAGCGGUGCAGGGUGGGAGGGCACAGCGCUCCUCCACCACGGCAGCCACGUCAAGCUCGGCUGCCUGCAGUUCGUCUUCAGCAUCACUGAAUUCGCUAGCAAGCAGCCGAAAGAAGAAGAAGAAGGGGCGAGCAGCAUCGUGUGCAGCCCCAUCCAGCAGGGGGAGCUGCUGACUAAACCCACUGCCCAGAUCCACCAAGUGCCAGUGCUGCACCACAACCCUGUUCCUUAGCCCCGCCCACCUCAGGUGCCACCUGCGCCUCUUAACCAGCCUCGGAGCUUGGACUUGUACAAAACUACACGCUCUCUUUCAUAAUUAUUUAAUUGUUCAUACGUUUGCAUGAGGUGAAGUCUCUCUUUUUCUCCCCCCGUCUCUUUCAGAAGCUCCGAUUUUGUGGGAGAGUUGCACAUAAGGAACUUUUGUGUAUGUGUAAAUGCAAACGUCAUGUUUUUAAAAGGGAUCGCGUUCUUGAAAUGGCACGAACCAACGAUCAAGCGAGAAGUUUCCACUUGUAAAGAAAUCAGAGCACGUUCUAUUUUGUGCCAGUAACAAUAGUUUUUAUAUAAACACUUUUUUUUUUCCAUAAGAAAGAACCUUUUAUUUACUCAUUUUUAUUUAAAUGUUCUGUAUUUGCAAGUAUAGUAACGUUCUGGUGUUCCUUUUUCGCUACCUUCACCGUAGCCUCUUUGCGAUUCAGAUGUGUGCUCACACACAUGCGAAUACGCUUACACGUUGUAUAUAUGUCUAUGUAUCCGUAUCCUUGUAAUCCGUGUGAACAGUGGGGCAUCCACACACACCAACACCGAAAUGAAAGGAAUCCAUUGUAUACAGAUCAUGAUGAGGGAAGCAGUGGGUUCUGUGUACAUAGAACUAUUCUGGCUUUUUUUUUAUAUUUGUACAGUGCUUCAUUUGGUUGAUGUUCUGUAGCUAUCAAAGUGUUAAGUCCUUUUUUUUUCUUCGAUACUGUAGUCAUUAUGUAUAUGUCUGUUUCAAAGAGAUUUCAUCAGAACAGUUUCACGUACUCUGUUCUUACAAUUUUGACCAGUCUGUUAAACAAUGUAAAUAUCUAAAGAUUUUAAAUAACAUGCUUUAGAAACA
Molecule: messenger RNA, 4886 nt
Organism: Pangasianodon hypophthalmus (striped catfish)
Lineage: Eukaryota; Metazoa; Chordata; Actinopteri; Siluriformes; Pangasiidae
Gene: phf12a
Product: PHD finger protein 12a
Exons: 15
Coding region: 1215-4019 (934 amino acids)
Biological process (GO): negative regulation of transcription by RNA polymerase II
Cellular component (GO): Sin3-type complex; nucleus
Molecular function (GO): transcription corepressor activity; protein binding
Source: RefSeq, a predicted model, not a curated record